CACUGCCAGCACCAUGCACACCACUCGCAAGCACAGUAGCCAGCAGCUCAGCAGCUAGCAAGGGAAGAUGGGCAGCGCCGGAGCCACCCUCCUCCGCUUCCUGCUGUUGGCGUCGGUCGUCGCCGGGUUCGCGGCGCAUCUCGCCGCGGGGGAGAAGGACUGCUACCACGAGAGGGACAGCAUCAUGGGUAUCUGCAUCGGGAGCAUCAAGAAGAACGCCCACUACGUGCCACCAUCGAGGGCCUGCUGCAGCGAGGUGAAGAAGGUUGACAUGCCCUGCGUCUGCCGCGUCCUCACCGCCACCGACGAGCGUACCGUCAACCCCGUGAAGCUCGUCCGCUGCGCCCACGACUGCAAAGUCGACCUCGCCAUCGGCAGCAAAUGCGGAACUUACACCAUCGGGGGGCCGGUGCCACCAUCCGCGCACCCGUGAAGAGCUUCGAUCAUGGGAAUCGCGCAAGAGGAAGGCCAGUGAAGGAGAUGGACACUGGAGAGGUCAUGGCGGAAUAAUAACCUAAAUAAAGAGCGCGCGCGCGUGCAUGUAUGCUGAGCUAGUGAGCUAUCGCCAUAUAUAUAAUGUAAUCUGUCAUGCCAUGUUACCGUCAGAUUCCAAUAAUAAUAGUAAGAAUAAAAGCCUUCCAUCAA
This is a messenger RNA of Hordeum vulgare subsp. vulgare (domesticated barley), 645 nucleotides long. RefSeq lists its product as uncharacterized. The transcript is spliced from 2 exons. The coding region runs from base 68 to 433 and encodes 121 amino acids. Lineage: Eukaryota; Viridiplantae; Streptophyta; Magnoliopsida; Poales; Poaceae. The record is from RefSeq and is a predicted model, not a curated record.